Megalobrama amblycephala (Wuchang bream) is the source of this 1756-nucleotide messenger RNA. It is a transcript of the gene selenot2, whose product is annotated as selenoprotein T, 2. Gene Ontology annotation, biological process: cell redox homeostasis. NCBI's taxonomy places the organism in Eukaryota, Metazoa, Chordata, Actinopteri, Cypriniformes, Xenocyprididae. The record is from RefSeq and is a predicted model, not a curated record. Gene Ontology annotation, cellular component: endoplasmic reticulum membrane. The transcript has 6 exons. Gene Ontology annotation, molecular function: thioredoxin-disulfide reductase (NADPH) activity.
UGAAACAUAUUUGGUCGUUCGCUUUACCCUGAUUCACUUGGUUUGAGUAGCAGUGACACUCGUUCGGCGGCGGCGGUAGCAGGGUACUGUGGGCUUGGUUCUGUCGCUGUGGACGGGCCGGAGAUGGCGGAGUACAGUCAGACGGGUAUAUUAACGGCCCUGCUGCUGUUUACUGUGGUAACACUGAGGGAUAUUUAUGUGGGCCGCAACAGCAUGACUCAACAAGACAGCGCCGGACCCGACAUUCUCACACAGAGACCGAACAAACACACGUUCUACACGGGUCCGGUUCUCAAGUUCCAGUUCUGUAUUUCCUGAGGGUACAAUAAGGUGUUCCAGGAGUACUCCAGGUCCAUCAGCCAGCUGUACCCAGACAUCCGAAUCGAGGGAGAGAAUUACCCUCCCAAACCCAUCAACAAAUACUUAGGAAACUUCAUCUCCUAUUUCAAACUCCUUGCCAUUGCUUUGAUUGUGACUGGACAAAAUCCUUUCCAAAUGUUUGGAAUGAACACUCCAAGAAUAUGGUCCUGGGGACAGGAGAAUAAGAUUUUCUCCUGCCUUAUGGCAUUCUUCCUUAGUAACAUGUUGGAGACCCAUUUCCUCUCGACAGGAGCUUUUGAGAUUACAUUGAAUGAUGUACCAGUUUGGUCCAAGUUGCAAUCAGGAUAUGUGCCCAACAUUCAGGAGCUUUUCCAGAUCUUGGAUAACCACCUUAAGAUGAACCAGGUUGACAAGAUGAACUUUCCCUCACCGUAAUGCUGUUGUUUUUGCCAAGAGACAUGACACGGUGUCAAUCAACAUGCCUAAUUCAACCCAAGAGCAGUAUCAAGUGUCCUCCUCUCGUCCUCAGGUCUCCGGAGCUGUUUCACUGGUCAGCGGGACUGUAGACUGUGGCAUAAUGAAGGCCUGCGCUGCAAACAGCACGCUGUGAGCGCAGACUGGAUGCUUGGCCACCACACACACUCCUUCUGCCCGGCGACACACACCUUUGGAUCGACUACAUCUCUUCAGAGCAUCAAACUUCAUGCAUUUGUAGUAGGAGAGUCACAUGAGAGCUAAAGGCACUACAUUUAUUACUGAACGCUGAAGUUAGGGGUUUUUGUUUUUGUUUUUGGCCAGGGUAGUUCGAAUGGAAUGUUCCAUCUUUCUCAAGGGCAACUGUGAUGUUUUCUUAACGUAAAUGUCUUUAAAUGACCUUUAACAUGAUCAUGUGUUUGCACUGGUUUAGACUGUACUGUACUCGGGGUAGGCCUAUCUGACUUUUUUUAAUUAGUGAGAAUGUUUGUGUACUGCGGAAUCAUGCAGUUUCGUUAGAGUGAGCUUAAAUGAGUUUAACUGAGUUUAAAUGCUUGAAGCGGUACAUUUUUGUUUUGUUUGUCACAGGUUCGCUGGUUAGACUAAUAAGUACUGCAUGUGCUUAUUGGGGGAAUUAUUAAGGCCAGAUCUUCUUCUGCUUAGACUUGCCGGAGCACUGCCAGAGUAAUCUGUGGAAUUGUUUUAAUGAUGAUGUGAUUGAGAGUGCUGCAUUUCAGAAGAUGUGAAUGGAAAUUCCAAAGACAACCUGUAUUUUUCCACCUCUCUCCAUAUAGACAUGGCGGCAAGCAAUGCACCCCUGAUAUUUUAGUGUACCUCUCUGUGAAUUUGUAACAACAGUGAUACCGAUAGUUGGGAUUAAGUUGCAUUGAGAGAAUAUAUUUUACUUUGUUUCACAGUGAUGUAAAAUCAAGAUUCCAAUAAAUAAAAAUGUGAUUGUGAA